AUGUCCAGCACCAAAGAAGCUCCUGAAAGCUAUCUGGCUAUCUUACCUCCGUCGUCUGAGCAACAUUACGAUGACCUAUUUGACAACUUCGGGAUCAAAUCUGACGAGCGUCGAACGCUGGAACUACUCGAUGCGUUGGCUGGAAUAUGUGUCUCGCAAGGAGAGGGGGAAGUCUAUGCAUCGGCAAUGGAGACCAGUCCCGAAACAUGUACAAUUUUCAUCAUUGGGAAUUACGAAGAGAUCCCACAAGUAACACAAGACUACCUAAAUGACGUUUGUCGCCAGCUCACGGACGUAGCACAUCUCGCGGAUACUGCAGGACUGCCUAGGCCAAAGAUAGCCGAUCUCUCUCCAAGGACUAAAGAAUGUAUCGACAACAUCCUCACCACUGUGACUUCAUUCACAUUUGACAAGUUUUUGACUCGGCUUACGAAGUGGAAAGGCCCGUGGCUCAAGCGAUGGGCAGGUAUUGAUCAUCAACUUGCGGAUGGAGCCGAGAAGAACAAGUUUCAGGACUUAACGCAUGCUCUCAAUCGCCUAUACGAGGUUUCCACUCCUCAUGUGAGGCAUGUAAAGACGGUGGUCGGGGUUCUCGCUUCAAUAUCUCGAAGUUGGAAAUUGAGCGAUCGAAACACAUCAGCGUUUAUACGUGGGCUCGAUCUUCUACCCACGUCUGAUACGACGGACGCGCCAUUCUUCAUCGAGCGAUAUCUACGCAAAGUCUUGAAGACGUUCAAUGAAACAUCGAAGUUGAUCCGCUUCGCGGUAUCGCCUCGACGUGGCCACAUAUUCAGAAACCAGCCCAAACUCGUAUUUCUGCGCUCUGAAAGACGUCAUGUAGAACUGGACAUAAAGACGGCAAUCAAGACGGUUGAACAUCACAUGGAAACCAUUGACCCAGAUAGAGUAUAUUUUGACCAAUCCAUCAAUAACGAGGAAGAGCAGCUCACUUACUGCCCGCAUUGUGAAUGCGCGAUGCUGGCGACACUCCUGCAACAAAGACCUUCUCCGAUUAUCGGGGUUUCGAAACUAUCUUGCUUUGGCUGCCGCUUAUAUUUCAUCGCUUACAGGAUGGCGCGAAUUUUUCAAUCAGGAGGAAUUGACCUGCCUAAGGAGUUUGUCGUGACUAGGGCAUCUAACACUCUAUGCCUACCAUGGGUUUCUCCAGACUUGACAUCUAUUGAUCCUGAUCUACACUCUGAGGUCCAGCAACAGCUGUUGAUAUUAACACGAGGGGCGGCUAUAGAGCAUGCAUUAUCACUUGAUCAAUGCUCGGAAAGCACCACGUAUUGGUUAGAGGGAGGUGUGGCCCCGAUUGUGAACUUGUCUCUUGGCAUGUUGAGCACGCUCGAUUUCUUGUCAUGGUUGCUUAUCAAGUCUUUCUUAGAGGAUAUUGAGAGGAACUGGAUGGCUAAAAUGAACAUAUCAUCUUAG
Molecule: messenger RNA, 1434 nt
Organism: Desarmillaria tabescens
Lineage: Eukaryota; Fungi; Basidiomycota; Agaricomycetes; Agaricales; Physalacriaceae
Exons: 3
Coding region: 1-1434 (477 amino acids)
Source: RefSeq, a predicted model, not a curated record